AUGCCUCCAGUUGACACCGUUGCGAACGAAGCAGCGGAUGCAUCCGCGGCUGCGAGUUCCGAACUUCUGUCUGUCGUCUCGGCUACGAAUGCACAAAAAGCAUCUUCUCAUGACGAAAGCACUCAAGUUUCGACCAUUUCCUCGCAACUGGCGGUAGACGACGGAGCUGAAGCCGCAGCCAAAGUGGCACUCACAUCCGAGCAACCGGUAUCGGCAGCAGAGCCGUCCGCUCGACCUGGUCUCGACGGCUGCAUUGAGAAACCUCGUGGAGAACUGGCUGGGCCCAAUGAUUGCACUUGUACUGCAAACCCCGGGACCGAAAGUCAGCCAGGCAGAGAUGUUGUUCGUAGCCCAGCCGAAUGGCCCGCGAGCGAUGAUGCCCUCCUCCGUGAAAAGAUACAGCAAUGCCCCAGGAUGGACUGGAACCAAGUCGCUCUUGCUUUCCAAGGCAAAUAUACUGCAUCCGAGUGUUCUCAGAGAUGGCGACAGCUUGCUGGGCGGCGUCAUCUAAAAGGGGCCUGGUCGCCCGAAGAGGAUGCGCGAAUCAUCGAUCUUGUCCAGAAGCUCGGCGAAAAGAGCUGGAGUCGCUUGGCCACCUUUCUCGAGGGGCGUACGGGUAAACAAUGCCGAGAGCGCUGGUUCCACCAUUUGGCCCCAGGCGUGAACAAAGCGCCAUGGACAGAAGAAGAGGAGCGCAUUCUUCGUGAGAAACACGCUGAAUUUGGCAAUCGGUGGGCGAUGAUUGCCCGUUUUCUUCCAGGUCGAUCAGACAACACAAUCAAGAAUCACUGGAACGGGACAAUGAGACGUGAAAGAAGCCGUCAAGAACGACUGAAGCGGCGCGAAGAGAUGGAGAGGCGCAAACGGGAGAAGGAGCAAGAGCGUCAACGGGCGAAAAUGGAGAGAGAAGCGAAAAAACGUGCUGAAACGGAAGCGAAAGCCCGGGCUUCGUCCGAGCAGCCCACUGGAAAGCGUGCGCGAGUUCAUGCUGAAAAUUCUCAGUUACACACCGCAGCUUCCAAAGAGCGCAAGCAGGUUGCUUCGGCCAGCGCCCUUCGAGAUCUUAGUAACUUGCCGGAACCUGCGAGAAAUGUGCAUGUUGACACGCACCCGUUUCAAGCUGAAAUGUUCACACCAAAGGCGGCGCGUGCUGCCCCCUGCGCGGAGACCGAUGCGGAUUGGUUGACCUAUUCAACACCCUUUGCGGCAUAUCAGGGAGGACCCUCCAUCUCUUGCGCUCUUCCGAACACAGCGGCAGCUCCAGAACAAUAUAGCCGCGUUCUACAUUCCGAAAGACGCGCCGGUCCAUCGCUUGCAGGUGCGGCUUCAGCUGGGACGAUGAUGUCUAUGCCAUGCAGUUCGGCGAGCAACACAGGUAUGGUGCAUCCACACGGUCCCGCUUCGUGCUGGACUCCGGUUGCCUUUCCUGGAAACUUGACGCCAGACGCCCUUUUGAAUGAGAGCUGGGCAACGAGCGCGAAUCUUACCGCAUACGGUAUCCUGGAUACGAGCUCGGGGCCCUUCAUGGCAUCGCCGGUCGCCAUGACUCCGAGCAGCAUGGCCGCAUUCUCAGCAGUCGCAGGUACGCAUCUUGGGAUAUUUACACCAAAUCCCUCACGCGCGAUGGGAUUUGCAAUCGCCCCAGGCUCCAGUGCUCCGCAAGAGAAGCCACCAUCGACGCCUCUUCGUGUUGUUGCUGGAUCGUUUACGCCCAUGACGCGUUACAUGGAUGUAAGCGCCGGCUGCUCAUCGGAGCAAAGAGAGCGCGAAGCUGCCCAGACUUGCGGGCCCAUGGUAUCCCAAAACACGGCACAUGGAGACCUCAGACAGGCCGGUCCAUCCAGUGCUGGUGAUCGGAGCAUAAUUUCAGCGGAAUUCGUUUCGAAAACGUCGGAUGAUGCCAUGAGGCCUGUCACUGGUCCAGAAGCGCGUGUUCGCGAGAUGCCCGUCCAUGCUGGUCGUUCAGAUGAGAGGCAAACUCCGAUCCGUAUGCCGCACUUUGGCGCAAUGGUAGGCGGCCGAAUGUCGACGCCACACCCGUCCUCCUUGGGUCAAGCGCUGGAUGCCUCGGAGGGCUUCGAGAGCCAUGCCCAAGCGCCAGCGUUGAGUUCUGGCACCCACUCGACCAUGCUGCAUGCUGGCCCGGCUGUGAGCGGGCGGCAGCCGAUACCACCACCUGCCCCAUCUGGCAAGCCCUGGUUCUCGCCUAUGUAUGGAACGCGGCCACUGAGUUCCCCGCAGCAUCCCGGUAGCCACAGUCACGCCACUACAGAUGCAUCACGGCGAUUCCGGGGGUCUACGUAUCAUGUUUCCUUUACCACGAACAAUACUGGAGCUACGAGCGCCUCGACGAUCGGUGGAACCUUCACGGGUACUGCUGCAAGCCGCCAUCGAUCCUUGCUCAACUGGGGGCACGCCAGAGACUUUCCUGAAGCGCGGCAAGCAGUGGCCUGCAGCCCCUCCGCACUUUUAGUGAACACACCCGCAGAUGGCCAAGCACGGGUCGGAAUCGAUUCUUCGGCAUACCGGGCGAGGUAUCUGGCCCGCGUUGCUGAGCAUGGCCUUUCAGCGGAGCGGACGCAGCAACCAGGUUCGAUAACCUGUGCUACCGACCAGGACGAGCUGAGCAGCUCGUGGGCUCAUCUCCCGUGUACGCCACUGCCCGCGACACCGCUGCACAGCCUGCUCCUCUCCGAGAAGGCCUUCGAACAUAUCAUGCCAAGCGAUAGCGGGAAUGACUUUCUUGGUCCCGCACGGCUGAUGGUGAGCAGUAGCCCCGCUGAACAUAGGCAACCGUCACCGGUGGCGCAUUCGAGACCGGGAACGCCCGUCCAGAGCCUUCGUGAAAGGUUCCUUCAGCUGCCGUCAGAGCCGCCGACUUCUCCCGGAGAGAUAUCCGCUUUGCGAGCUCCGGACUGGGCACCAGGCGCCUCUAGUCCGCGCGCUUCUCCACAUGGUGCCUCAACAACGAGCCUACCCAAAGAUAGCGACGAGUGGCCCGUCGUAACGCCGCACACUGGUGGACGCGACGGCGAACCAAAGUCACCGCGGCACUGGCUCCGUUCGAAGCCAUGUACAAAAGUCGGUCCCUGGCAGCACCAGGUGGAUGCAAGUCUCAUGACCGAUACACCGCUUCGAGAGUCCGCAGAUCGCUCCGAAUAUCGCUAG
Molecule: messenger RNA, 3168 nt
Organism: Cyanidioschyzon merolae strain 10D
Lineage: Eukaryota; Rhodophyta; Bangiophyceae; Cyanidiales; Cyanidiaceae
Product: MYB-related protein
Exons: 1
Coding region: 1-3168 (1055 amino acids)
Biological process (GO): regulation of DNA-templated transcription
Cellular component (GO): nucleus
Molecular function (GO): RNA polymerase II cis-regulatory region sequence-specific DNA binding; DNA-binding transcription factor activity, RNA polymerase II-specific
Source: RefSeq, a predicted model, not a curated record